UUGACAAACACCAUUAAACCUCAGAGGAAGAUUAGUUUCACUGCGCUCUCUGUUGUUGUUAUGUCAGGGUGCUGCUUUAAUACAAACGAUUAAACAUGUUUCUAAGAGAAAAAUACAGUUUUUGAAUCAGGUCAGUAAAUACCUGUAAUAUUCUCAUCCUCACAGUCGUGACUAAGUUUUGAAGCAAGCAGGAAUAUCUGGAGGAGUAUCAUCUGAACUGAGAUCUGCUGCUGUGAAGAUGGAGUUUGUUAAAGAGGAGAGUGAAGAGAACACGAGUGAACCAGAAACCUGGAGAAUAAAACACGAGGAACCAGAACCCAUGAGAAUAAAACACGAGGAACCAGAAACCUGGAGAAUAAAACACGAGGAACCAGAAACCUGGAGAAUAAAACACGAGGAAGCAGAAACCUGGAGUAUAAAACACGAGGAAGCAGAAACCUGGAGAAUAACACACGAGGAACCAGAAACCCGGAGAAUACAACAUGAGGAACCAGAAACCUGGAGAAUAAAUCACAAGGAACCAGAAACGCAGAUAAUAAAUCAUGAGGAACCAGAAACAUGGAGAAUAAAACACGAGGAACCAGAAACAUGGAGAAUAAAACACGAGGAACCAGAAACAUGGAGAAUAAAACACGAGGAACCAGAAACCUGCAUAUCUCACGAGGAACAAGGAGGCCUGAUGAAAAUGAAAGAAGAAAGACGAGAUCUGAAAGAGGUGCAGGAGAAAUAUCAGCAUCAGAAAGAUCAUGAUGUCAAUGAAGAAAAAUCUGCAUUGAGUUGCAGCAUUAAAAGAACAGAAGUCAAAAGGCCAUUCAGCUGCUCUCAGUGUGGAAACACUUUCACAAGUAACAAAACUCUUAAGAAGCACAUGUUAAUUCAUGCUGGAAUAAAGCCUUUCAGCUGCUCUCAGUGUGGAAAAACUUUCAGAUGUAACAUAAAUCUUAGGGAUCACAUGUUAAUUCAUGCUGGAGUAAAGCCUUUCAGCUGCUCUCAGUGUGGAAAGAGUUUUACAAAGAAAGCAGGCUUAAAGAAUCACAUGUUAAUUCACACUGGGAUAAAGCAUUUCAGCUGCUCUCAGUGUGGAAAGAGUUUUACAAAGAAAUCAAACCUUAAUAGUCACAUGUUAAUUCAUGCUGGAAUAAAGCCUUUCAGCUGCUCUCAGUGUGGAAAGAGUUUUACACUGAAAGAACAACUUAAGAGUCAUUUGGUAAGUCACACUUCAGAAAAACCUUUCAGCUGCUCUCAGUGUGGAAAGAGUUUCACAAAGAAAGCAGGCUUAAAGAAUCACAUGUUAAUUCAUGCUGGGAUAAAGUCUUUCAGCUGCUCUCAGUGUGGAAAGAGUUUUACACAGAAAGGAGACGUUAAGAAGCAUUUGGUAACACACUCUUCAGAAAAACCUUUCAGCUGCUCUCAGUGUGGAAACACUUUCACAUAUAAAGCAAACCUUAAGAAGCACAUGUUAAUUCAUGAUGGGAUUAAGUCUUUCAGCUGCUCUGAGUGUGGAAAGAGUUUUACACUGAAAUCAAGCCUUAAUAGGCACAUGUUAAUUCAUACUGGGAUAAAGUCUUUCAUCUGCUCUCAGUGUGGAAAGAGUUUUACAAUGGAAGACUACCUUAAGAAACAUUUGGUAACACACUCAUCAGAAAAACGUUUCAGUUGCUCUCAGUGUGGAAACACUUUCACGUGUAAAGCAAGCCUUGAGAAGCACAUGUUAAUUCAUACUGGAAUAAAGCCUUUCAGCUGCUCUCAGUGUGGAAAGAGUUUUACGUGGAAAGGACAACUUAAGAGUCAUUUGGUAACUCACACCUCAUAAAAGCCUUUCACCUGCUCUCAGUGUGGAAAGUCUUUGGCACGUAAAGGAUACCUCGAGAAUGACAUGUUAAAGGGGUCAUCAAAUGUCCAUUUUCCACAAGUUUAUAUGAUUCUUUAGGGUCUUAAAGGGGUCAUAUGAUGUGAUUUCAAUUUUUCCUUUCUCUUUGGAGUGUUACAAGCUCUUGGUGCA
This is a messenger RNA of Cyprinus carpio (common carp), 2002 nucleotides long. RefSeq lists its product as uncharacterized. The record is from RefSeq and is a predicted model, not a curated record. Gene Ontology annotation, cellular component: nucleus. Gene Ontology annotation, biological process: regulation of transcription by RNA polymerase II. Gene Ontology annotation, molecular function: RNA polymerase II transcription regulatory region sequence-specific DNA binding; DNA-binding transcription factor activity, RNA polymerase II-specific. NCBI's taxonomy places the organism in Eukaryota, Metazoa, Chordata, Actinopteri, Cypriniformes, Cyprinidae.